GCAAUGAAAAACAAAUACGCUGUUAAUUUCUCCCCCCCCUCUCUCUCUCUCUCUCUCUCUCUAAGAGAGAGAGAUCCGUAGUUUUUGAAUUAGCCAUGGCGUGUACGAGCUUGGUGAAGUUAAACGCAUCGUCUUCUCAGUGGAUCAGUUGGCAAUCCUUCAAUCAACGGCCUGGAUCUUCAUGUCGAUUUGCCUCUCCUCGUGUCUCCAUUGUUCGUGCCGAAUCUUACUCCGACGAACUCGUCAAAACCGCCACGAAAACCUCAAAGCGAAAAAAAGAUGAGUAUCAUGUCAAAGAAGAAAGCCCACAUGCAAACACUAGCAACAAUGUUGACAUGCGGCGGAUCGACCCACCGUUUGUGUCUUUCCGUUCUCUAACCAUUCCACCGUUAUCGAAGCGUUGUCGACUAUUGGAACCAUACUCCAACGAAGAAGAAACAACGCUGUGAAGAUUUCUAUUUAUCAGAGUGUAUCAACUCAACAUGGAGACCAAAUGUAAGCACCUUUUUUUCCCUUUUUUGUGUAAUCAAAUUACUUUUUUUUUUGUCCUAAUGCAAACUUUCUCACAUGUUGCCAUUA
Messenger RNA from Camellia sinensis, 579 nucleotides. Lineage: Eukaryota; Viridiplantae; Streptophyta; Magnoliopsida; Ericales; Theaceae. The record is from RefSeq and is a predicted model, not a curated record.